AUGGUGAAGAAUGACCAGCUGGUCUACAUCGGCCUGGAGAUGGUGAUUGCCUGCUUGGCUGUGGCUGGGAACAUCCUGGUGUGCUGGGCUGUCUGCCUCAACUCCAACCUGCAGAGCAUCACCAACUUCUUUGUUGUAUCGCUCGCAGUGGCUGACAUUGCUGUGGGGUUGUUGGCCAUCCCAUUUGCUAUCACUAUUAGUAUUGGCUUCUGUGCCAACUUCCAUGGCUGCCUGUUCAUCGCCUGCUUCGUCCUGGUGCUCACCCAGAGCUCUAUCUUCAGCCUGCUUGCUAUCGCUGUGGACCGUUAUAUUGCUAUCAAGAACCCACUCAGGUACAACAGCCUGGUGACAGGGCAGAGGGCAAAGAGCAUCAUUGCACUGUGCUGGCUGCUCUCAGUGAGCAUCGGCCUAACACCGAUGCUGGGCUGGAACGAAGGUUUGAACUCCACCAUUACCAACAGCAGCAACAAGAGGAGCUGUCCUGAAGGCAUGAUAGAGUGCCUGUUUGAAAGAGUGGUUGGUCUGGAUUACAUGGUCUAUUUCAAUUUCUUUGGCUGUGUGCUGGUGCCCCUGAUGGUCAUGCUGGUCAUCUAUGCCCACAUCUUCAUGGCAGCACGGCGCCAACUCCGAUUGAUGAGGCUCAAAGUUGCGCACACACCUGCUCCACAAGACAUAACCUCACGCUCAAGCUCGUCACGUACGACCCUGCAGAAGGAAGUGCAGGCUGCAAAACCACUGGCCAUCAUCGUAGGUUUGUUUGCUCUUUGCUGGCUUCCUGUGCACCUACUGAACUGUUUCAACUACCUAUGUCAAAACUGUGAACGGCCACAUAUCUGGGUGAUGAAUAUUGCUAUCAUCCUCUCUCACGCUAACUCCGUUGUGAAUCCCUUCAUCUAUGCCUACCGCAUUCGGGAGUUCAGACAGACCUUUCGGAGAAUCCUGUAUCAGCACUUGUUAGGGCAGAGGGAUGGACACGGGUUUAGUGUGAGGAAUAAUGAUGGCAGAGCUGUUGCAUGCGGUAGUAUCACGCGGAGCUCUUCUCGUACUAGUAAAGAAGGCUCAUCAUGUAUCACAGUGGUGAAUAGUUAUGCCAUGGACCCAAGUCUUGAUAGAACCCCUCCAAAAGCUACUUGUAAACCCUCUAGCCAUUGGACAUCAAUGUUAGAUGCUGCACCAAGCAGCUACUUACCCAAUGGAAACCAAAUAAAGGGUAGUACUGCUUCAGCAACACAGCAGGAACCAUGCAUCACAGGAUUUUCUGUGGGGGAUGGAGUCGAGUCAAUCACAUAUCUUGGGGGGACAACAGAUGUUUUGGAGGUGAGAGAAAGUGGAAGUUGUAUUUCUUUUGUGAAUGUUCAGGCUCUCUCCCUACAACAGACUGGCCUCACACACUGCACAGAACUUCCAGAAUUCUCAUGA
Molecule: messenger RNA, 1419 nt
Organism: Scomber japonicus (chub mackerel)
Lineage: Eukaryota; Metazoa; Chordata; Actinopteri; Scombriformes; Scombridae
Gene: adora2ab
Product: adenosine A2a receptor b
Exons: 4
Coding region: 1-1419 (472 amino acids)
Biological process (GO): G protein-coupled adenosine receptor signaling pathway; adenylate cyclase-activating G protein-coupled receptor signaling pathway
Cellular component (GO): membrane
Molecular function (GO): G protein-coupled adenosine receptor activity
Source: RefSeq, a predicted model, not a curated record